AUGGAGCUUUAUCGCAUUAUCCUUCUGUUGAUCUUCUGUAUCAUAUUCUUUAUCUUGUCAUGUUCUGCUGCAGUUGAUAGAGUAUACAUAAAUCAACCAAUCAAAGAUGGCAACACCAUUGUUUCAGAUGGUGAGACGUAUGAACUGGGGUUUUUUAGCCCAGGAAAGUCGAAGAAUCGAUAUUUGGGGAUAUGGUACAAAAACAUAUCACCUUGUACAGUUGUCUGGGUUGCUAACAGGCAGACACCAAUAAAGGAUGCAUCUGGGAUGUUUCAAGUCACUACAGAAGGAGUCCUGCUGAUUCACAGUGGUGGCGAUAGUAAUACUGUCAUCUGGUCAUCCAAUUUCACCGUAUCUGCAAUGAAUGUUAAUCCAGUGGCAAAGCUUCUGGACAGUGGAAAUCUUGUGGUGUGGGAUAACUAUAGAAACAAAGGAAAAACUGAUCUGGCAAAGUUUUGA
Molecule: messenger RNA, 459 nt
Organism: Lactuca virosa
Lineage: Eukaryota; Viridiplantae; Streptophyta; Magnoliopsida; Asterales; Asteraceae
Source: the annotation of a GenBank genome assembly